Molecule: messenger RNA, 777 nt
Organism: Saccostrea cuccullata (small rock oyster)
Lineage: Eukaryota; Metazoa; Mollusca; Bivalvia; Ostreida; Ostreidae
Product: ryncolin-1-like
Exons: 5
Coding region: 1-777 (258 amino acids)
Source: RefSeq, a predicted model, not a curated record
AUGAUGAUAUUUUUGAUCACCACACUAUUCAUUGGUCUAUUGAGUGGAUUUGUUACAUUUGCAGUAUUAUACACAACUGUGAAAAAUACCGUUGAUGAUAAAGGCACAUCAGCCAUUGACUGCACAGAACUCUAUAGAAGACACGUUACGACUUCUGGAGUGUACAUUAUUUGUCCCUGGAAUAGAUUGGACCCUAACUUUCGUUGUGUACAGGUUUACUGUGAUAUGGAGACAGACGGAGGUGGCUGGACUGUGAUACAAAGAAGACAAUCCGGCAAAGUAAGCUUUGAACGAAAUUGGAAGGAUUAUAAAUUGGGAUUUGGAGACGUUUCCAGAAGCUAUUGGAUUGGAAAUGACAUCAUACAUCAAUUGACAAAGGAGAAAACAAGUUCUCUCUACAUAGAGAUAACAUCUUUGAACAAAACAAACAUGUUUAUAAGAUAUGAUUUCUUCUUCGUAAACAACCAAAACAAUGGCUACAGACUGAAUGUUGGUGGAAAAGCUACGGGAAGCUUGGAAGACAAGAUCAGGAACGCACCGUUAUCUGACGUAAUAAACAAUGCCAGAUUUACCACUUUUGACAAGGAUACCGACCGGUCCCCAGGAAACUGUGCUACUGAACACCGAGGUGGCUGGUGGUUUAAUUACUGCCAUGAUGUUUUCCUCAAUGGACUUUAUCCCCCCGGGCAUUGGCAUCAGCCGUGGGAUCCACCUUUUAGUAAUGGAUCUUAUGUUUCUAGUACGAAGAUGAUGACCAGGCGUAAAAAAUUCCUGUAG